AUGGCGUUAGUGUCUCUGCUACUUUCUUUUUUAACCUCGGAUUGGCUCACGGUUUCCGCUGUAUUUUUUGCCACCUAUGUAGCGUGGUAUUACUUCAAAUAUUUUACUCGCGCGAACCCUCUGCCUGGUCCGUUACCAAUUCCAUUACUCGGCAAUUUGCUUCAGGCAAAUUCUGAUUUCGCCCUAUGGGCAGACACGUUGCAGGAAAAAUACGGAGACAUGUUUGAAGUUUACUUGGGACCACAACGUCACAUUUGGCUGGGCCGUGCUGACCUUGUGGAGAAAAUAUAUACCUCUUCGACAAAAAGUAAUUAUUUCAUCCAUCAACCAGAUUCUCACGGAGGACUCGCUGAACUAGAUAUGGCUGAUAAAGGACUAGUAUUGAAUUGUAAUAUACAUACUUGGAAGUUUAAUCGUAAAUUCUUAACACAAUCAUUGAUGUCCAAGAAUUUUCUGAAAGAAGCAUUGGAAGAAACAAUUACUAGAUUCACAGAAAUCGAAUCAUAUUGGGCUAAACAUGGUUACAAUAAAGAAUUGGAUUUUCCACAGUGGAUGACCAGAUUCUUUACAGAUUCUACGACAACCAUGACCACCGGAAGAAAAGCAACUGCCUCUUUCGCUUAUUAUCAACAGAUCGCGAAAAAUAAUAAUAGUAAAUCUGAACCAGCUGAAACUGAAGUAUUUUUAAACCAUUUACUUACCUGGGAAUAUUCAAUGAAAUUCUUUGUUCUACUACCACCAUUCCUCAGAAAUUACGUACCAAUAUUAUAUAAUUACAAUGAAAAAUAUAAGAAAAAUAAAGAAUGGUUGGACGAAUAUCUUUUUAGAAUAAUCAGAGAUCGUAAAUCUGAAAUCGAAAAGACACCAGAGGACAUGUCAUUGCGUUCUAACGUGUUAACACUCUUAAUUACCGCUAAUACAUCAAGAGGGAUGAGUGUUGAGGUUGAAGGCUCCCUUCGAACUAUGUCCGAAAAAGAGAUAUCAUCUAAUAUGUUGGAAGUAUUUGCUGGGGGUAUUGAAACAACCGCUAAUUCGGUUAGUUUCAUUGUAUAUUAUCUGUGUACCCAUCCUCAAUACCGAAGACGGUUCCUUCAAGAAAUCCACGAUAUUCUCGGUGACGAUCCCAAUACUCCGCUCCAAUUCGAAGACCUCGACAAAUUCAUCUUUCUCGAUGCAAUAAUAAAAGAGUCCGCCCGUCUUAACCCCGCUAUUUCGUUAUUCUUCCGUACAGCAGCGGAGGAUGAUACAAUAGGUGGUAUGAAAUGGAAAGCAGGAACCAUGUUUUUCACCAACUUCCAUGGAAUUCACAUGAACAAAGCACAUUGGAAGAAUCCGAAGGAAUUUAAUCCCGACAGAUUUUUAGAAGGAGCUGACUCUAUACCAAAGAACGCCUUUAUGCAAUUUGGCGGUGGAAUGAGAAUUUGUCCGGGUCGAAUAUGGGCCAUACUACAGAUAAAAGCAUUGCUGAUUUCAUUGUAUAGAAAGUACGAGGUAGAAUUAGCUGACAAGAAUGCACCCUUGAAGCAUGUGUAUACGAUAGUUAAUCACGUUUACGAUUUGAACAUUAAAGUUACUCCAAAGGUUGUAGGUUGA
Molecule: messenger RNA, 1593 nt
Organism: Acaulospora morrowiae
Lineage: Eukaryota; Fungi; Glomeromycota; Glomeromycetes; Diversisporales; Acaulosporaceae
Source: the annotation of a GenBank genome assembly